This is a messenger RNA of Adelges cooleyi (spruce gall adelgid), 2472 nucleotides long. RefSeq names its product oligopeptidase A. NCBI's taxonomy places the organism in Eukaryota, Metazoa, Arthropoda, Insecta, Hemiptera, Adelgidae. The coding region runs from base 162 to 2336 and encodes 724 amino acids. Gene Ontology annotation, biological process: peptide metabolic process; proteolysis. The transcript has 14 exons. Gene Ontology annotation, molecular function: metalloendopeptidase activity. The record is from RefSeq and is a predicted model, not a curated record.
AGAUCAUUUCAAUAAUUCAAUUUCUAAUUGAUAAAACUUUUUUUAAAAAGUAAAAACGAAACUUGAUCAAAAAUUUGUACAGUUAAAUCCAAAUGUUUCGACAUAAAACAUAGUAUAAACAAUUUGAUUUUGUGUAAUUUGUUUUGAUCGCUAUUUCCAUAAUGUUGUGUGCGUCUCGUUGCACCAGAUUGUGUCAGAAUAUAAUAAAUAAGCACAACAAUUCCAUAUUAACUAAAAUCCCUAAUCGAAACGGUUACAUUGUCUUAUUACCAGAAGUAAGUAAAGACGUAACUGAACGUCUUGUACAAGUUAAUACCGACCAUCCAGUUUUCAGUGGUCUGGACAUUAAAAAAUGUGAAAACACAAUAAACAAUCAAUUAAUAGAUUUUGAAUGUGGAAUACGAGACUUGGAAGAUUAUUUAAAUUCUGUCGAAGAUGGGAAAUAUGAUUUAUUUAAAGAUGUUUUGGAACCCAUUGAAAAUCUUAGUCAUAAAUUUGAUAAUAUGUGGGCGGUUUUAAAAACGUUAUACUUGACAGAUAUGUCGAUUAUGCCACCUAGAAUUUAUUAUCCAAUCCAUAAUAAAGCAUGUAUGUCUCGCGCAACAAAAUAUAAUAGCAAAGCCAUUUAUGAAGCAUGCAAAAAAGCAGAUUUAUCACAAUUAACUGAAGAACAAGUAAAUGUUAUAAAUAAAUUUCUCAAAGAAGGGAAACUUAAUGGUCUUGAUCUUGAGGAAAAAUUAGUUUAUUCAUUUAAAGCCAAUAAACAAGAGUGCAGUACUAAACAGAAGUACUUCAAAAUUCGAUUAGAAAUGGCGUGGGGUCAAUUUCAGCAUGUUAUUGACAAUCCACAAUUAGUGAAAGAUUUCCCCGAUGAUCUACUAUCUUUAAUGGCACUAAAUAAGGAUAAUCCAAAAAAGAGACCUUGGAAAGUAUCUUUAACCUGGGGUACAGCAGAAAGAUUUUUAGAGUAUUGUCCGGACAGAGAUAUACGUUGGAAUGUAUGGCAAGCCUAUGAAAAAGCUGGUUCACCUGCCGAUUCUCUUAGAGAACUUAAUAAUGGUUUAGAAGUUGAAGAAAUAAGAAAACUAAGACUUGAAGCAGCUCAGAAAUUGGGUUUUAAGAACUAUGGUGAAUUAUCGAUGAGUACAAAAAUGGCCCCUUCGACUGCAGUGGUUGAAGAAACUUUAUUAUCAGUAUUAGAAAAAGCAAGGCCUUUGCAAGAUAAAGAAAUUGAAUCACUUCAGGAGUUUUCGAAUAAGAAAGGAAAUGAAUACCCAAUACAAUUAUGGGACGUUCCGUAUUGGUCAAGGUUACAGAAGAAAGAACUUUUUGGGUAUGAUGAAGUAUUGUGGGCAGAAUAUUUUCCCCUGGACCGUGUGCUAGAUGGCCUAUUUGAAUUAUGUCGUCGUGUUUUUGGUAUUCGUAUUCUUGAAAUGCCAAAUAAAGCAGACGUUUGGCAUCCUGAUGUGAAAUAUUAUGAAAUUUUACGUGAAGAUGAACCCACUAUUAUGGCUGGUUUUUAUUUAGAUCUAUGUGCAAGGCCGACCAAAAUGAGGAGUGUUGGUGAACCCGGUUGGCUUAUUACACACAGGACUGCAUCAUCGAAUCCAAAAAAAGUACUGCCCCUUUCAGCGCUUAUUUUAAACAUGCCUGCGACCCAGAACAAAACCCCAAGCUUGUUGAGUUUUAAUCAAGUUCAUACACUGUUUGGCAAAUUUGGUCAUCUUUUACAAAAUAUUCUUUGUCAAGUCCAUUAUGCUGAAGUAUCUGGAUUGAGCAAUGUAGAAUGGGACGCGAUAGGAAUUACUAGCAAUUUUAUGACUCACUGGUUGUAUGACAAAGAUACUUUUGAAAGUAUUAAUAGUCAUUACAAAACUGGAAAGGGAUUGCCAAGUGAUCAGCUAACUGAAAUAAAACAACAUAUGGCUGGAUUUCUUUUGUGCGAAGAGUUAUACAAAGCUAUACUAGACAUAAAAAUGCAUACAACGACAACACAUUGGAAUGACUUGGUGAAAGACAUGUGGAAUGAUUAUUAUGCAUUUCCAUUAAGUAAAUGGAACAGUUUCCCGUGUAGGUUUUCUGAAGUCAUGUCCUCCGAAAAUGGUGCCGCUAGUUACUACUCCAAUAUAUGGUCUAGAAUGAUUGCCGCAGAUGUUUUUCAAUCAUUUAAAGUACCCGACGAGUCUAUUAAAAACACAGGACUUAGUUUUAGAGAUACAUUUUUCUCGUUUGGUGGGAGCUGUCCAGCAGGAGAAAUUUUUAGACGUUUCAAAGGACGUGACCCUAACCCAAAAGCCUUUAUCAACGACCUUGGACUUGAUAAAAAUAGUAAUUAGAUGUAUAUUAAAAAAAAUAUAUAUAUAUGUAAUGUAAAGUCUUUUUAUUGUGUAUGUCCCUUACAAUACUGUUAUGCUUUGAUUUUAAUUUUUUUCCUAUAUGAUCGACAAAAUAAAAUUAAAAUUAUAGUUUAAA